Molecule: messenger RNA, 1209 nt
Organism: Recurvomyces mirabilis
Lineage: Eukaryota; Fungi; Ascomycota; Dothideomycetes; Mycosphaerellales; Teratosphaeriaceae
Gene: HUT1
Product: UDP-galactose transporter
Exons: 3
Coding region: 1-1209 (402 amino acids)
Biological process (GO): UDP-galactose transmembrane transport
Cellular component (GO): endoplasmic reticulum membrane; Golgi membrane
Molecular function (GO): UDP-glucose transmembrane transporter activity; UDP-galactose transmembrane transporter activity
Source: RefSeq, a predicted model, not a curated record
AUGGCACAACUCAACGGCGACGCCCGCCAUCGACAACCCAAUGGCUCCGCUGCCAAACACGCCAAUGGCAUACUCGAGGAUAGAGUAAGAGGAAGUACGCAAGCUGGAAAGCACGAUGCAUCACUCGCCACGAAAUCAGAAGCCAAGCAAACGUCCAACACAGUAAAUCUUCUUAUAUGUGUUGGAGGUAUCUACGCCUCCUUCCUAACAUGGGGUGUUCUCCAAGAGCGAAUAACAACCACAAAUUACGCUCCCCUCGCAGGCCAGAAAGAAAUCUUCAAGUACCCAGUCGUGAUGAACACCGUCCAAUCCGCCUUCGCCGCCACUCUAGGCUACAUCUACGUCCUUAUCUCACGCAAGAAGUCCGGCGACCUCCCAAUCUACCCAAGUAGGCAGAUCGUCUGGCCUUUACUCCUUGUAGCUGGCUGCAGCGCGCUAUCGUCCCCCUUCGGCUAUGCCAGCCUCCAACACGUGGACUACAUAACCUUCAUUCUGGCCAAAUCCUGCAAACUCUUGCCCGUAAUGUUUCUCCACGUCACACUGUACGGGAAACGGUACCCUUUCUACAAGUACGCCGUGGUGGCGCUGGUGACCUCCGGCGUGGCGAUAUUCACCCUGCACCAAUCGACGGGUGGCAAGAAGAAGAAGGGCGCGGACGGGAACUCACUCUACGGGCUUAUGCUUCUGGGUAUCAACCUUCUCUUCGAUGGGUUAACGAACACGACACAAGAUGACAUCUAUGCCCGAUUUCGACCGUAUACUGGACAGCAGAUGAUGUGCGCACUUAACAUCAUGUCGACGAGUAUUACAAUCACCUAUCUCCUACUCUCACCAUACCUAGCCGCGACGGGGAUAGGUCAUUAUGUCGGCAUGGAUCUGGGAAGUUCGACCGGGGAGUUGGCGGAUGCAAUGGCGUUCAUCCAACGUCACCCGGCUGUAGGAUGGGAUAUCCUAGGUUUCGCCUUCUGUGGCGCCAUGGGCCAGGUGUUCAUCUUCCGGACCCUUUCCAUCUUCGGCUCCCUACUUCUAGUGACCAUCACAGUAACGCGGAAGAUCUUCACCAUGAUAAUUUCAGUCGUAUGGUUCGGUCAUGCAUUGACUGGAAUGCAAUGGCUCGGCGUGGGCCUUGUGUUCGGCGGAAUCGGGAUCGAAGCUGAGCUCAGCAAGCGCGAGAAGAAAGCCAAGGAGGCUGGGAAGAAGAAGAUGUAA